This is a messenger RNA of Hypomesus transpacificus, 3937 nucleotides long. RefSeq names its product cryptochrome circadian regulator 3a (gene cry3a). The transcript has 15 exons. Gene Ontology annotation, cellular component: nucleus; cytoplasm. NCBI's taxonomy places the organism in Eukaryota, Metazoa, Chordata, Actinopteri, Osmeriformes, Osmeridae. Gene Ontology annotation, biological process: circadian regulation of gene expression; negative regulation of DNA-templated transcription; entrainment of circadian clock by photoperiod. The record is from RefSeq and is a predicted model, not a curated record. Bases 168 to 2108 code for a protein of 646 amino acids. Gene Ontology annotation, molecular function: DNA binding; FAD binding.
AGUGGGGAUUACUCUUAUGAAACCAGACUGCCGAGCCGGGGAUCUGUGAAAACGGUGUUAACCAACUCCGCUGCUCAAGAUCCACAAGGCGAAACUAGGGAAAGAAAUGUUUUUUUCUUUGAGGUUGACAUAGUAAUCACAUCUGGGGACCACUUCAAAGCCAUUUGAUGGCCCCUAAUUCCAUCCACUGGUUCCGGAAGGGCCUCCGUCUGCAUGACAACCCUGCGCUGCAGGAGGCCAUCCGAGGGGCUGGCACUGUGCGCUGUGUUUACUUCCUGGAUCCCUGGUUUGCCGGCUCCUCCAACUUGGGGGUCAACCGCUGGAGGUUCCUGCUGCAGUGCCUGGAGGAUCUGGAUGCCAGCCUGAGGAAACUGAACUCCCGCCUCUUCGUCGUCCGAGGCCAGCCUGCCAAUGUGUUUCCUCGCCUCUUCAAGGAGUGGAAGAUCUCACGGCUGACGUUCGAGUACGACUCGGAGCCCUUUGGGAAGGAGCGGGAUGCUGCCAUCAAGAAGCUGGCCAAGGAGGCUGGGGUGGAGGUCAUCGUCAAGACCUCCCACACCCUCUACGAUCUGGACAAGGUGAUCGAUCUGAACGGUGGCCAGCCCCCUCUGACCUACAAGCGUUUCCAGACUCUGGUCAGCCGGCUGGACCCCCCUGAGAUGCCGGUGGACACCAUCUCCAGCAGCAUGAUGGGGUGCUGCAUCACGCCUGUGUCUGAGGACCAUGGGGACAAGUACGGGGUUCCUUCCCUGGAGGAACUAGGCUUUGAUACUGAAGGCUUGCCUACAGCCGUGUGGCCGGGAGGUGAGACAGAGGCUCUGACCAGAAUAGAGCGCCACCUAGAGAGAAAGGCGUGGGUGGCCAACUUUGAGCGCCCCAGGAUGAAUGCCAACUCCCUGCUGGCCAGCCCCACAGGCCUCAGCCCCUACCUGCGCUUCGGCUGCCUCUCCUGUCGACUCUUCUACUUCAAACUCACCGACCUCUACCGCAAGGUGAAGAAGAACAGUUCACCGCCCCUCUCCCUGUACGGCCAGCUACUAUGGCGGGAGUUCUUCUACACGACCGCCACCAACAACCCCCGCUUCGACAAGAUGGAGAGCAACCCCGUCUGUGUCCGCAUCCCGUGGGAGCGCAACCCCGAGGCCCUGGCCAAGUGGGCAGAGGCCAAGACGGGCUACCCCUGGAUCGACGCCAUCAUGACCCAGCUGAGGCAGGAGGGCUGGAUCCACCACCUGGCCCGGCACGCCGUGGCCUGCUUCCUGACCCGCGGAGACCUCUGGAUCAGCUGGGAGGAGGGCAUGAAGGUGUUUGAGGAGCUGCUGCUGGACGCAGACUGGAGCGUGAACGCAGGCAGCUGGAUGUGGCUCUCCUGCAGCUCCUUCUUCCAGCAGUUCUUCCACUGCUACUGCCCCGUGGGCUUCGGCCGGCGCACAGACCCCAACGGGGACUUCAUCAGACGCUACCUCCCCGUCCUCCGAGGGUUCCCUGCCAAGUACAUCUACGACCCCUGGAACGCUCCAGAGUCCGUGCAGACGGCUGCCAAGUGCAUUAUCGGUGUGGAUUACCCCAAACCCAUGGUCAACCAUGCAGAGGCCAGCCGCCUCAACAUCGAGAGGAUGAAGCAGGUCUACCAGCAGCUGUCACGCUACCGGGGACUAAGCCUGCUGGCGUCUGUGCCCUCCAAUGGGAACGGCCAUGGAGCCAUGAUGGUCUACUCUCCUGGAGACCAGCCGUCUGCUUCCAACACACCACACGUGCCCCUUGUGUCCGGGAGCCCGGUUGUCACCGGUAACGGCAGCGGGAGCACCCUGCUAAACUUUCACAGAGAGGACCAGCCGGGGCCGCGUGGUGUUCAACAACAACAACAACAGCAGCAGCAGCAGCAGCAGCAUGGUUACCAGUCAGUGCCAGACGCUAGCUUGGCUGUGCCCAGCAGCACACUCUACCACGAGUUUGCUAUGCCUCAACACCCAGGGCGCCUGCUGCACUCGGGAGGCAGCGUUACAGGAAAGCGGGGACGCGAGUCGCUGCGUGACUCACUCAGGCAGGAGGACGAUGACUCCUGCUCUCUCCUCAAGAUCCAACGACAGAGCACAGAGAAGACCUAGUGAAGUUGGAGACCACCCACAAUAUCUUGAUUGAGUCUACACUGAACUGACUCGAUGGAAGGCCUACAUUAUCAGGGGACAGAAGUUACUGGGUUUUCCUCACCCACACAGAGUUCAAAACGAUAUUGCCUCAAAAAAUAUUUUUUGGAUCGCCGGGAAUCAGAGGUGAAAUGAGGCUAGUUGGAGAACUUUGAAGAGAUGUAGAGGCAGUUAACAGUGCCACAUCAGCAGUUAUGCCUGUCCUCAGAAGGCCCUCUGUCCUCAGGUCUAAUCUUAAGCUAACAACCACCAGCAAGGUGACACCUUAAAAACCUGUGCCAGCAUUAUUAGACAGGGCAAAAAUGUGUUCGGCUUCUGUUAAGCAAAUGGAGCACAUUGUACAUAUUGACUUAUCGUAGUUGAAAUAUUUGGAUUGAAAGUAUUAUAUCAAAUAAUUUGAUCUGUGCCAGUUGAACAAGAUUGUGACGUAUAUUUGCUCAAACAUUCCCAUAAUAUCAUUCAACUCCAAAUUGACUAACAGUUUACAACAAUUGAGUAACAACUACAGGUUGAGAAAUCCAACCAAAGAUGUUUUAUAGAUAGAAAUCCCUGCCAGAUUGUUGAUUGGAAUACACACUUGUGUAUAGAACCACACAGUUUAUACAUACGGUAUAUUUUUUUAUAUUGUGCGAGUUGUAGUACAUCAUAUAAACCAUUUUUAUAUCAGAAUAAAACACCGGAUGAGUUCUCAUUGGGAUGGCCUGUCUCUCUGUAUAAAACUACUGCACCAUAUUAACAUGGAUAGAGAAGGCAGCUACAUAGGAUCAGGUGCUCAACAUCUGUGUUGCAGUGUGUAUGCAGGUGUUUGGAUAAGCUAAUCAGUAGAGUUAUGGAUGAUAUGAGUCUUGUUCUGGCAUUACUUGUCAGGUAGGGGCAUAACAGCAACUAACAGCGCUGUAGAGACCCUCCACCACUAGGGGGCAGUCACAACCACGUCUUCUGUUUUCAGCCAGACUUCACCUCUGCAUUCCUAUGGGGAUUUUUAUUUCUAUUUAAUAUUUAUAAAAAGAAAGUGUGGUCAGUACGAAGGAAAAUGACCGGAAUUGUGGACUUUUGAUGUGUUUGGUCUCAACCAAAAAAAGGCUUGCCGAAAGGACCCUUGGCAGUAUAAUUAGAGGUUUUUCUCAACCCCACAAUCUGACAGUACAGGGUAUGACCAUGUCUGUCACACUUGUAAAAAAAAAAAAAAUCUUUAAGAUUUCUUAGAAAAAACAAAAAUCUCCAAACAGGAUGGAAGUACAGUCAACAUCAAACCUUAAGGCAAGAUGCCAUCAAUGUGUGAACACAACCCAACAUUCCUCCAUGUUUAUGUAAAGGUAGGAAGUAGACUCAGUAGUGUGUUGGGAGUCAAGUCCCAUGUCCUAGCUCUGAGACCAGAUGAUAUCCAUCUGUCCCUGCAGAAACAGCUGGGUUGUUUGGAGUUGAUCCUUAAACCAUCAAAUAUCAGAGAGUGCCAGGAAAGGUGUGGUGAUCCUCUUAGCUCUCUCUCUCUCGUCAGUGGACAACUGUGUGGUACUGCUAGUGACCACGGGCUAGGAAGACUAGGGGGGAGAACUGAGGUCAUUAUUAAAACAUUUUGGGUGGUGUGAUUCAGUUGUGACUCUGACGAUGAAAUGUACAUAUUGUUGUUUUCAUGUGAAAACAAAAGAAAAGCUGAAGGUCUUUCUUUGUCCUAUGUUCUUUGUUUUCUGUAAAAUGAACAUGAAGCAGGAAAUGAUGUAUUUUGCGGUCUUUCUGUGAAAAGUUUUAUUGUGCAUAAUCAGCCUUGACAGUAAAAUAAAAUGGGUUUC